Messenger RNA from Melanotaenia boesemani (Boeseman's rainbowfish), 1123 nucleotides. Its product is annotated as ribonuclease P protein subunit p25-like protein. Lineage: Eukaryota; Metazoa; Chordata; Actinopteri; Atheriniformes; Melanotaeniidae. The transcript is spliced from 2 exons. The record is from RefSeq and is a predicted model, not a curated record. Gene Ontology annotation, molecular function: RNA binding. Gene Ontology annotation, cellular component: ribonuclease MRP complex. Gene Ontology annotation, biological process: tRNA 5'-leader removal. The coding region runs from base 211 to 858 and encodes 215 amino acids.
UGGACAGAGGACGGAGAGAAGUUCGAGAUAAGUGACAAGUUUGGAUUACAAAGCUUUGGUUUUCAUUUAGUUUCUCAGACUAAAUGAAAGAAGUGUGAGAUGCAUCUCAGGGGACACGUGUAAAUAAGCCGAGGCUGCAGGCUCAGAAACAGUGACCAUUAUUUUCUCCUUUUUCUCUCUCACUCUGCAAUGGCUUAACAAAGGGGGCACAUGAAGAGUUCAGAUGCUGCACAGAGCUCUACAAUGGAACAUCAGGCCACUUCAUUCACUUCCUCUGCUCCAUUAAUUUCAGCUCCACAACCUGGCCAGAGCAACUUCAGGAGACUCAGCUGCACAGAUGACAACAGUCCCUACCCCAUCCCUGGCCUUGCAGCAGAUAUCCUGCACAUGCGAGUAAAAGAAGGAAGCAAGAUCCGUAAUUUACUGAGAUUUGCAACAGCUCGCAUGCAAGAGGAAGCAGGAGCCAGUGAUGGGACAUCCCUGAGACAGGUGGUCUUCACUGGCUCAGGCAGAGGAAUCACUAAGACUAUCACCUGUGUGGAAAUCCUGAAACGUAAGAUGACAGGGCUACAUCAGGUGUCCAAACUUUACUACAAGACAGUGAAUGAAGUUUGGAAGAGUCCACAGCAGGAAGCACCAGGUAUAACAGUGGAGAGAACAAUCCCUGCCAUCUGCAUCCUGCUCUCUAAAGACCCUCUGGAUCCCAGGGAGCCUGGCUAUCAACCCCCACAAACCCACAGUAUUUCCACAGAGGACGCAGAGAGACAGAGAGAUAUGCUCAGGACAGCUGCCAGUCCCUCCUCACAGCAUGCAGCCAAAAGACUCUGUCCAGAUGACUGGACUGUUUGUCCUCCCUGAACCUCCAGAGCCUGACUAAAUUAUUUAUGACUGAAAAUCUAAAGGGUAUUUUCUGGCACAUCACUAAUCUGGUUUGAAUCAGAGACUAUUUGGGGUCAUCAAGUUAUUACACAAGUGAAAACAACAGGGAGCUUGGACAAGACGGGAUGACGCGGUUGAGAGGAAGGUGACCUGGACUGAGAUCUGGAAUGCUGAUCCUCACUGCAUCAAAUUCCUUAUCCUGACAGUUUGUGAUGCGCUUCCAAGCCCAUUUAACCUGUACGCA